Alternaria ventricosa is the source of this 819-nucleotide messenger RNA. RefSeq lists its product as uncharacterized. The transcript is spliced from 2 exons. Bases 1 to 819 code for a protein of 272 amino acids. Lineage: Eukaryota; Fungi; Ascomycota; Dothideomycetes; Pleosporales; Pleosporaceae. The record is from RefSeq and is a predicted model, not a curated record.
AUGGCGAUCCGAUUCAUCGAAAUCCCGCGGACGAAAGCCAGCAAAGCUCACAUCGGUGGCUCAAUCCUCGAUUUGCCAGGCGAGAUACGCACCAUGAUAUACGUUGAUCUCUUUGAACCUAAAGAAAACAUCCGAUUCCUAUGCUCGGAGGACCAAGAAACGGGUAUCCAGGGUGAAGAUAUGAAAUCAAAUUCAUGCGCACCGGUCAAUACAGCUGCGUUUGCCAGUAUCCGCGAUGGUAUCAAAUUGCUACGCAGCUGCCGGCAGAUCUAUGACGAGGCCGCAAGUGUCUUGUACAGCAACAACACUUUCGUAUUCGGCAUGAUACCGGACGGCCAUACCAAAAGGGGUACACAGAUCAAGGCGGUCGCAAAAGGAUUUGGGCAGAUUCGAUCGGCUGCGAUCUGGUGUUCGGGGUCCCACAUGCAGUAUGUUCGACGGGUGAAGAUCGAUGUCGCCAAUGGAUGCUCUGAAAGUGCCUGCCUCGAGCAUUAUCCGUGGUUCCAGAACGUCGAUAUUGCUCCGCUCGUAAAGGCAAUGUGGUCACCUUCGACUGCGAAAGUCGCUUUCGAAUUUGUACAGUCUGACGCGGGUCUUGGCGAUAUAGAGGACAAUCCGCACUUCGCUCAGCGUCAGCUAUUUGACAUCAAGACUGUCAACACAGUACUCGAGUACCUCCGCGCAGAUACCGACGACUUCAAGAAGUACUCUUGGCAGAUUCUUUCUGGCUGCGUCUGCGGACUUCUCGAUGGACCAAAAUCCGAAUGUCUAUCCGGGGAUCUUCCCAUCAAGGAUUUUGUCGUCGUCGAUACAUUGUAG